AUGAGAUUUUGGGUCUUGGUAAUUCUAACAGUUCUCAUACCUUCCCCAUCAACUAUGUUUAGCAAAUCAUCUUGGGGCCUGGAAAAUGAGGCUUUAAUUGUGAGAUGUCCCAGACAAGAAAAAUCCCGAUACCCUGUGGACUGGUAUUACUCAAAAACCAAUCACCAUAUUUCCACCCAGAGAAGAAAUCGUGUAGUUGCCUCAGGGGAACGUCUUAAGUUUCUCCCAGCCCAAGUCAACGAUUCCGGAUUUUAUACUUGCAUUAUCAGAAGUCCUACCACCAAUAAGACUGGACACGUGAAUGUCACCAUUUAUAAACAACCCGGUUGCGAUAUUCCAGAUUAUCUGAUAUAUUCGACAACAUCUGGAUCAGAAAAAAAUUCCAAAAUAUACUGUCCUACAAUUGACCUCUACAAUUGGACAGCGCCUGUAGAGUGGUUUAAGAAUUGCAAAUUUCUCCAAGGACCCAGGUACCGAGCACACAAGUCAUUUUUGCUGAUUGACAAUGCAAACAGCAAGGACAGUGGCGAUUAUAGAUGCAAAUUUAUGCACAAUGAACAUGGAGUCAAUUAUACUGUGACAGCAACCAGGUCAUUCACAGUUAUUGAUAAGCAAAGCUUUUCUUUGCUUCCAGUAAUUAUAGCCCCUCUGCAAAAUGAAACAAAGGAAGUGGAAAUAGGAAAAUCAGCAAACAUAACGUGCUCGGCUUGCUUUGGGAAAGGCUCUCAGAUCUUGGCUGAGACCCUGUGGCAGGUUAACGGAAACAGCGUUAAGAAUUUUGGUGAAGCAAGAAUACAAGAGGAGCAAGAGCAAAAUCAAAGUUCUAGCAGUGAGCUGACUUGCCGCAACAACGUGUUAAGAAUAGCGGAUGUAAAAGAAGAGGAUUUAUCACGGAAGUACGACUGUCUGGCCAUGAAUUUCCGUGGCUUGAUCAGGCACACUGUUAGACUAAGGAGGAAAGACCCAACAGAUCAACAAAGCACUUACUACAUGCUUGCAGGAUUUAGCAUGUUAUUAUUGCUAAUCAAUGCCUUGGUGAUAAUUCUAAAAGUGUUCUGGAUUGAGAUUAUUCUGCUCUGGAGAGAUAUAGCUAGACCUCACAAAACCAGGAACGAUGGGAAGCUCUAUGAUGCUUACGUAAUCUAUCCGCGGAACUGCCACGACAGUCCAGAGGGGACCAGCUCUGUGGAGUGCUUUGUUCACCAGAUUCUGCCUGAUGUUCUUGAAAAUAAAUGUGGCUACACAUUAUGCAUUUACGGAAGAGAUCUGCUCCCUGGAGAAGAUAUAGCCACCACAGUGGAAACCAGCAUCCAGAAGAGCAGGCGGCACAUCUUCAUCUUGACUCCUGAGAUCAUGCACAGCAAGGAGUUUGCCUAUGAGCGGGAGAUCGCCUUGCACAGCACCCUCAUCCAGAACGACUCUAAGGCCAUCCUUAUUGAAAUGGAGGCUCUUUGCCCACCUGGCAGACUGCAGUUUGGGGAGCUUCAAGACUCCCUCAAGCAUCUUGUCAAAGUGCAGGGGACUAUCAAGUGGAGGGAGGACCACCUGGCCAACAAAUGGUCCCUAAAUUCCAAGUUUUGGAAGCACGUAAGGUACCACAUGCCUUUGCCAAACAAAUUUCCAAGAAAGACUUCCAGCUCGGCAUCCUUGAGUGCCCAAGGGCAGUAG
Molecule: messenger RNA, 1668 nt
Organism: Hippopotamus amphibius kiboko
Lineage: Eukaryota; Metazoa; Chordata; Mammalia; Artiodactyla; Hippopotamidae
Gene: IL33R
Product: interleukin 1 receptor like 1
Exons: 10
Coding region: 1-1668 (555 amino acids)
Biological process (GO): signal transduction
Molecular function (GO): interleukin-33 binding; interleukin-1 receptor activity; interleukin-33 receptor activity
Source: RefSeq, a predicted model, not a curated record